Molecule: messenger RNA, 2829 nt
Organism: Oncorhynchus masou masou (cherry salmon)
Lineage: Eukaryota; Metazoa; Chordata; Actinopteri; Salmoniformes; Salmonidae
Product: Kv channel-interacting protein 2-like
Exons: 8
Coding region: 94-870 (258 amino acids)
Biological process (GO): regulation of potassium ion transmembrane transport
Cellular component (GO): voltage-gated potassium channel complex
Molecular function (GO): potassium channel regulator activity; calcium ion binding
Source: RefSeq, a predicted model, not a curated record
AGAACCUUAGGAAAAAAACCUUCGGAAAAGAACCUUAGGACUUCCGUAACCACAGAAACGUAACCUCACGACCACAACCAGAACACGGUCAGGAUGGGCCAUCGCAGAAGAAGGUGCAAGAGACGACUCCUCAGGGUGGCCAGAUACCUGUUCCGCUGGUUCACUGGGACCCUGGUAGAAGGUAACCCAGCAUCCAACCACAGCAAGCGAACUAUAAAACAGAGGUUCCUCAAGCUGCUGCCCUGCUGUCGCUCCAGAACCGCCCCCUCACUCAGUCAAAACAGUGUAGUGGAGGAUGGAGAGUUAUCUACAGUGUGUUAUAGACCAGAGGGGUUGGACCAGCUACUACAACAGACUAAGUUCACCAGGAGAGAACUACAGAUCCUCUACAGGGGCUUCAAGAAUGAAUGCCCUAGUGGUGUGGUGGAUGAAGAGACAUUCAAGUUAAUCUACUCCCAGUUCUUUCCUCAGGGAGACUCCAGCACCUACGCUCAUUUUCUGUUCGAAGCGUUUGACACCCACAAGAAUGGAACGGUGAGCUUCGAAGACUUCGUCACAGGCCUGUCAAUCAUCCUGAGAGGCUCUGUCACAGAGAAACUCAACUGGGCUUUUAACCUCUACGACCUCAACAAAGAUGGCUUCAUCACCAAAGAGGAGAUGACUGAUAUAAUGAGCUCUAUCUAUGAUAUGAUGGGGACGUGUACAUACCCCUGUAUGCAGAACGACGCCCCCAAGGAGCAUGUCGACAACUUCUUCCAGAAAAUGGACAAGAACAAAGAUGGCGUGGUCACCAUUGAGGAGUUUCUGGAGUCUUGUCAAAAGGAUGAGAACAUCAUGCAGUCCAUGCAUCUGUUUGACAACGUCAUUUAGUGAUACUUCCUGUGGGUGUGGCCUAAAGGACAGGGUGCCCAUAUUUAGCCUCACAGCCUCCACCCCUAGCUCCCCUCUAUCCCCAAACACAGACUCAUUAGGGAUGUCGGGGGUAAACGGUACCCCUCCAUGGAUCUCCACUCUCCUCCUACCUGGGAAGAUCAGACAACAGUUAGGUGGGCAAUAGGUACACCUCCAUGGUUCUCCACUCUCUCAUCCACCUCUAGCCCAUCUCUGCCCCCCAAAAGAGACACCCCUACCUGGGAAGGUCAGACAACAGUUAGGGGCUCAAAGCCACGCCAUGUUGGAGACCAUAUCACUCAUUCUAUAUGACAUCACAUUCUCACUAUGCAAUAAUGUUAUUGAUUCUCUAAUUACUAGUUUGACAAAAUGGUGGACUGUUAUUCUUCUAAGGGCAAAAGGCUUUAAAUGAAACAAUAAUCUCACUGCUUGGUCUGAACUUGUUAACUGUGAGAUGUAUUAUUGUCAAUCAUCGACAUUGUUCCAUUUCUCAAUGUUCUGGGAGGGAAUCCCCUGGCUGACAGAAUUACCCACAACCCUCCAAUCAUCCAUAUUGUGUCCUAUUUACCUCAUUUUCAACAGAAAUAUGGUCCGGGUCUGUUUAGGUUUUUUUUGUGCGUGACUUCUGGUUAAGCGCUUCCGGCCAAUAGUUGGGAGCUCGCUAGCUAACUAACUCAGUAUCGCUUCUCACAACUUUCCAAACAUGGAUUCACAUAAAUGGUAAUUUUAUGUUAUGUAAGGGGUUGCCACGGCAACUGUCAGAAAUGGAAACUGUUCAUGGAGCAGGAGUGUUUUGACCACCACAUUUUUUUGAGGAGCGAGUGCAGUUGUGAUGCUCCUUUAGAUUUGCACCCACCUCCUAAGGACGAGGAGUCUCUUUGGCUUUGGCUCAAAGCAUUGAAAGGAUGCUGUGAAGAAGUCAAUGGAACUCAAUCAAAACAAUCGAAUUACCAUGGAAACGCGUUGGGGAAAGAUCCUAAAUCUCCUCAUUGCCCCCCAGCAAAAUGAACCUACAUUUAGGUGUGUUAUUAUUUACAGUAUAGAGUAUGUGUACUAUGUUGUGGUAAAAAUCAGAGUUUAAUGCUUGUAUGGAUGUCAACCACAGGAGGUUGGUGACACCUUAAUUGGGGAGGACGGCUCAUAGUAAUGGCUGAAGCGAAAUCGUUGGAAUGGUAUCAAAUGCAUUAAAACACAUGCGAUUGAUGCCAUUCCAUUUGCUCCAUUCCAGCCAUUAUUAUGAGCCGUCCUCCCCUCAGCAGCCUCCUGUGAUGUCAACCCCAAUGUUCAGGUCAUCGUCACCAGCCACCGACAUUAGUUAAAAACGACUUUGACUACGCCACUGAUUUCUGUAUGCUAGCUAUGCUACCAGCGUUAAUGAAGGGGAGUUAGCAUUUAGCAGUACAACUCCUAAAUGAUGCAGCAAAAACAGCCAAAUACAUUCAAAUCAGACUUUAGUAACCACAUUGUGGGCCUGUUUAGAAUGCAUCGAUCAUGACGGAUUGAUGAAUAUACACUUUGUUACAUCAGAUAUGUUGAAUGUGCACCAAUCCGGCGUCCCUCUUAUGUCCCCCACGGUCUGCGUUCCAUUGACCUCUUUACAGCAUCUGUAGUGUCUGCAUGAUGUGUGUUUUAAAAAGGACAAUAAGUAAUACUUAAUGUGGUUGUGUGUGUACUGUAUGUGCUGGAGUUUACUCCUUCUGAAAGUGUAUGUGUAUAUUUUUGUACAGACAUGAUGUUGAUGAUGCCUGUACAAACCCAAAUAUAAGUGAAUAAACCACUGUUGCUAUGCAAACAAAUGUAAAUGUUUUAUUUGUAGUGUUGGAAUCUGCUAAACUUCGAACAUUGAGAUAUGAAAUAAAUGAUAGAGAAGAAGCCUUGAACAGGAAGAGUGAAAGAGACUGGGUUGUGUGUCAGAAGUUAAGGGUUCUCUGUGGGAAG